GCCACGAUCUGUUCUAUUUUCGAAAGGCGCGUCAGUUUCAAGCUAAUACGAUAUGGGCAUUGCCAGAAGCUCGCUGUUAUAGUUUAAUUCUAUCCGCACUGGUGCAGCAACCAUGCUUUCACCUGACUCAAAGGACUGCGAUCUGCGCACUCCCGCGCUCGUGCACGAUAUCGCUGAAGAGGGGUCGGACAUGACACGCGAGAUCUACAGCGCUGCGUUGAAGGAUUCCCAGGAUGGAAUGAUUCGCACAAAGUCACUGCCGGACGUGAGUGAGGUGCUCUACAAAGAUGUCGGCAUCGGAUAUUGCCCAACCAGGAGGUUUCCGUCGCGACCACGUCAUCGCGAAUUUGCCUGCUGGAGAUACUAUUGUACCGACGCACAUUCAGAACUCGUUUCUGACGUCUAUCGGGCCAAAUAACUUGCUUCAGUCUACCUAUUGCGGCUUCGUUAACGAGACAUUGCAUCUCGGCGACGAGUACAGCCAAAAUGAAGAACUGAUUCCGCUAUUCAGCAGCCUCGACACGUUCCACACAGAGACGAACGAGAUCUCGACUAGGGGAGCGACCGUCAAGCAGACAGUUUUUACCAUUUUCAAGUCUUUUAUCGGCAGUGGAAUUCUGUUCCUGCCUAAAGGAUUCCAGAAUGGAGGAAUGUUGUUUUCGAUCGUGGGCCUGUGUGUGUCGGCAGUACUUUCGACCUUCUGCAUGCUGCGCCUGGUCGAGUGCUCGACUGUGCUUCUUCACGCUCACAACCACCACAAUGUCUCGUACGGCAUCGUGGGAGAGAUAGCUUUUGGUGCAAUGGGUCGGCGCGCAGUGAACCUGUCGUUAGUGCUCUCGCAAAUCGGUUUCUGCUGUUCGUAUCUGAUUUUCGUGGAGAAAAAUAUUGGCGAGGUAUUAUUGCACGCUUUUAACCUCCAGAGCUCACUUACGACGUCAUCGUGGACGCUCAUUCUGCUGCAGAUUCCACUUUACACCCCACUAGCGUGGGUGCGUCGUCUCGAGUACUUUGCACUCACGAGCUUAUUCGCGGAUGUGCUCAUUGUGUUUGGUCUAGUGUACAUCCUCACUUACACUGUGAAGACUCUUGAAAGUGCAGCUCCCGGCGAAUCAACGUGGGUCUACUUUAAUUCCGAAAACUGGGCAAUGUUUCUUGGUGUUGCUGUCUACUGCUUUGAAGGUAUCGGAUUAGUGCUGCCGACAUACGACUCCAUGGAUGAUCAGAUCAAACACAAAUUCCCUGCCAUUUUGUCAUGGUGUGUAGUGUGCAUCCUUGCCAUUUGCAUUAUGUUUGCUGGCACAGUAUAUGCAGCUUUUGGGCAGAGCACGCAAUCCGUUGUAACGUUAAAUCUGCCCAGCUCGAGCGAGAGUACAGGGACAAUGGCUGUUCAGCUUACAUAUUCCCUGGCACUAGUACUUUCGUACCCAUUGAUGCUGUAUCCGGUUAUCAACAUUCUCGAAAGCAAAUUGUUCCCGUACCAACGUGUCAAGGGAUUCUGGCGGUGGAAAAAGAAUGGCUUCCGUUUUGCACUGGUCUGUCUUACCGCUGUCGUUGGGUAUUUUGGAAAGGAGGAGCUGGAUAAUUUUGUCUCUAUCAUUGGCGGAUUCUGCUCCGUGCCGCUCGCGUUCAUAUAUCCGUGCAUAUUUCACUCAAGACUUGUCGGACGUGGGCACAUUUUGAACGGUGUCGUGGUCGUGAUUGGCUUGUGCACGAUGGUCUUCGCCACAUUCCAAGCAGUUUCAACUUGGAACUAG
Molecule: messenger RNA, 1754 nt
Organism: Phytophthora nicotianae INRA-310
Lineage: Eukaryota; Oomycota; Peronosporomycetes; Peronosporales; Peronosporaceae
Exons: 5
Coding region: 288-1754 (488 amino acids)
Biological process (GO): amino acid transmembrane transport
Molecular function (GO): amino acid transmembrane transporter activity
Source: RefSeq, a predicted model, not a curated record